AUGACAGAGGAGUUGAGAACUAUUGUCUUUAAUUCCCAGGGCAGAAGGAUGCCAAAUUUUUCUUUUUCAACGGCCCAUAAUUUCCUCCGAUUCACCCCUGAAUCUUUGGAUGCAGUUAGAAAGAGAAUUGCCGAGAAGAAAGCCAAUCGCUCCAAAGCCUCGGAAAAGGACAAUAAUGAAACAGAAGAAGAAAAUAUUCAACCACAGCUCGAUCUGAAAGUUUUAAAAAAGCUGCCUAUUCUUUAUGGGAAGCCUCCUCCUUGGCUCAUCGGAGAACCGUUGGAAGAUGUUGACGCCUAUUACAGGGAUCAUGAGACGUUUAUGGUGCUAUCAUCCCGAAGCAGAAUCUUUCGAUUUACGGCCUCCAAAUCUUUAUUUUUAUUUAGUCCUUUCCACCCACUAAGGAGACUAGCCAUAAAAAUUUUAAUACAUGUUAUAUUUAUUGCAUUUAUAACAUGUGUUGUUCUUGUCAACUGUGUUUUUAUGGCUUUAAACAAUCCUCCAACUGAUGGCAACACUACUGAAAUUAUUUUCACCAGCCUUUAUACAGCGGAGUUUGUAAUCAAAGUGGUAGCAAGAGGAUUUGUUUGUAAUGAAUUCACUUACCUGCGAGAUCCUUGGAAUGUCUUGGAUUUCUUUGUUUUAAUUAUGACAUAUGUAGCUUUCAAUCAAAAAUUUGGCAGCAUUUCAGCUCUCCGAAUUUUCAGGAUUCUGAGAACUUUAAAGGCAGUUUCUGUAAUCCCAGGUUUGAAAGUCAUUAUAUCCUCCCUUCUUCAGUCAGUGAAAAAACUUGCAAAUGUGAUGCUGCUGACGGUUUUCUUCUUGGCCGUGUUUGCAUUGGUUGGUCUUCAGCUCUUCAUGGGUAACCUAAGAUAUAAUUGUGUUCCCUGUUCGGAUCUUACUGAAAACCUCAACAAAACUCAUUGUUUAUUAAAGGAUAAAGAAUGGGAAGAAUCCAAAUUUGAAUUUCCUCCCAGCCUGAAAGAAACUCUCAAAAAGCAUCUGAUUUGGCAGUGCUGUUCGCUGUGGUUGCAGAUAAAGAAUAUAUUGAAGAAAAUAAUGAUAAAUCCUUUAAUGGAACUAUUUAUUACACUGUGCAUUAUAGCAAAUACCAUGCUGAUGGCAUUGGAAAAUCUUUCAUUAUCAUCAGAACAGGUUACUGAAGGAAAUAAUGUAUUCACUGCCAUUUUUACAGCAGAAAUGGUCCUCAAGAUGAUUGCCCUGGAUCCAUAUUACUAUUUUCAGUGCUCCUGGAAUGUGUUUGACUUCACUGUGGUUAUUAUAAGCAUAAUAAACCUGUUCCUGAAAAUUCGGUCGCCAAUUUUCAGAACGCUGAGAAUCUUCAAACUUUCAAAAUUUUGGCCAGCUUUAAAUAAGCUUAUGAAAAUAAUGUUGAAAUCAGUAGGCCCACUGGGUAACCUCACCCUGGUUCUGAUAUUCACUGUAUUCAUUUUUGCCGUGGUUGGCAAGCAAGCCUUUGGGAAUUACUACAGCGCUGUUGCUGCUAACGCUAGCAUCUGCAACAACAACAGUACGUGCCAGUUGCGUUGGCACAUGAAAGAUUUUUUACAUUCUUUCCUUAUUAUAUUCCGAAUUCUGUGCGGAGAAUGGAUUUCCACCAUGUGGGAAUGCAUGCAAGUUGCCGGGGAAGGACGGUGCAUAAUUCUGUUCAUGCUGGUCCUGGUUUUAGGAAACCUGGUGGUCCUCAACCUCUUUAUCGCUCUGCUGCUGAGUUCCUUCAGUAGCAGCGAUUCCGAAAUAGAAGCUGAUGACCACAAACCUGAGCCUGGAAAGUCUUUAGCACUGAUUCAGACGGGGCUGCGAUUUGUUAGACUUUUUCUGUGGGAUUGGUGUUGCCAUGUCUUCCUGAAGAAGCUGAGGAUAACAGGCCCAAAGAAAAAGAAUGAGACAACUGCCAUUGAAAGGUCCUGUGAUUCUGAACAUAUGAAAGAGAUCUCGGAGAACUUUGCUAGAAAGGAAUCCUUCGGGAAUUGGGAUAAACUUCCGUGGGAUAGAAAGCAGGAAGAUUUCGUGACAGAUUACACGGAGAUUCCCACUAUCCCCCUGGCUGAACUGGAGACAUUAAGUGUUGAGGACAGUGACCUUUGUACCCUGAGAAGUUGCCACGGUAACAGCUUCACAGUACUGCACAAGGGGGCCCCCUCUGGUGGAGAACUCAUCUUUUUAUCAGAGGAUCAAAAGAAAUAUUAUAAUGCACUAAAAAAGCUUGGUACCAAGAAACCACAUAAGACUAUUCCACGACCUCUGAACCAGUUCCAAGGAUUUCUUUUUGAUAUCGUAAACAAGCAAGCAUUCGAACUGUUCAUCAUCAGUCUUAUCUUCUUAAACGUGGUGGUCAUGGCCGUGGAAUAUGAAGGUCAAGAUGUGGCUGCUGAUCAACUUCUUGAAAAGAUCAACUUUGUCUUUGUUGCCCUCUUCACUGGCGAGUGUGUAAUGAAGCUGUUGGCUCUGAGGCUUUAUUUCUUCAAAGACUCCUGGAACAUAUUUGAUUUGGUGGUCGUCAUUCUUUCCAUCAUUAGCCUUGCAGCAACCCAGCUUUGGCGACGCCUCAAUUUCCCGCCGACAAUCUUGCGUGUCAUUCGAGUGGUCCGUAUCAGUCGCCUCCUGAGGCUGAUCCGAGGUGCGAGAGGACUGCGCACCCUGCUUUUUGCUCUGCUGAUGUCCCUCCCCGCCCUCACCAACAUCGGGCUCCUCCUCUUCCUGAUCAUGUUCAUCUACGCUAUAUUUGGCAUGGCUAAUUUCUCCUGCGCCAGUUGGGUCCAAGGGAUUGACGAUAUUUUCAACUUCCAGACGUUCGGCAACAGCAUGCUCUGCCUCUUCCAGAUGACAACCUCCGCCGGCUGGGAUGAGCUUCUGGGGCCAAUGCUCCUCCACCAGGACAACUAUAAGUGUGCUCCGAACAUCAAAUCCACCCCACAGAAGAGCCCCUGUGUCAACAACAAGGUGGCCAUUGCCUAUUUUGUCAGCUACAUCAUUAUUUCAUUUCUGAUUGUAGUCAACAUGUACAUUGCUGUCAUCAUCGAGAAUUUGAACGUUGCCACCGAAGAGAGCACAGAGCCACUAGGGGACGAUGACUUUGAAAUCUUUUAUGAGAUCUGGGCAAAAUUCGACCCCAAAGCGACCCAGUUUAUCUCUUACUCAGCACUCUCCAACUUUGCAGAUGCCCUGGAAGAACCUUUACGAAUACCGAAACCAAAUAGCCAUCAGUUGUUGUCCAUGGACCUUCCGAUAGUCAAUGGGAGUAAAAUCCACUGUUUGGAUAUUUUGUUUGCUUUUACCAAAAGGGUGCUGGGAGAAUCUGGAGAAAUGGACUCGUUUGAGUCCCAAAUAGAAGAAAAAUAUCCGGAGAAGAUUGCCUAUGAGCCAAUUGUGACAACUCCCAAGAGAAAGCAGGAUGAGUCUGCUGUCAUAAUUCAAAGAGCUUUUCGGAUGCAUCUCCUCCAGCACGCAGGAAAGGAAGCGCCUCAGGAACCCUAUGUAACUAUCUCCUUGGAGAAUAUUCCAGAAGAGGAAAACUUAUCGGUGUUCAGUCUGAGUGAAAAUGAAGGCAGCCAGUCCAGUAAUUCUCAGAACUCGUCUUCGGUGGCCAUUCCUCCAUCCUACAGUAAUGCGACUAGCAUCACUCCUGACAUUCAGCAGGAGGGGUCCUCUGGCCAUAAGGGUGAUACAAAGUGA
Messenger RNA from Thamnophis sirtalis, 3696 nucleotides. NCBI's taxonomy places the organism in Eukaryota, Metazoa, Chordata, Lepidosauria, Squamata, Natricidae. The record is from RefSeq and is a predicted model, not a curated record.